Molecule: messenger RNA, 1563 nt
Organism: Effrenium voratum
Lineage: Eukaryota; Dinophyceae; Suessiales; Symbiodiniaceae
Source: the annotation of a GenBank genome assembly
GCUCAACAGUUUUUCCCCUGUACAAAGAGUGCGGCGUCCGAUUCUCGGGCGAAGGAGUUUUCAUCCAUGGCACGUGACCGAAGGUCUAGACGUGUGGCGGCAGCCGUGGCGGCCAGCGCGGCGGUCGGCUGCGCACCCGUGUGGAUUGCCUCAAGAGCUCCAUCCAGUCCGCACGCACUGGACCACCAUGCGCAGCCGGCUUCCCGCCCAACCAUGGAGGCGCCGAACCGAGGUUAUGCGGGAACGGCCGUGGUGAGCUGUGCGCUCUUGGCCGUGGCUGCAAGGCGGGGGCACUCGCGGGUCCAGCGCCGGGCCGGCCCGGUGGAGACGGCGCGGAAGCUGGGCCAAGAUGCAAAGGCGCUGGUGGACAAAGCGGGGCAGCUGGCACGGGACGCGGCCGAGGCGCCCGGCAAAGCAGCCAGAGCCGCCAACGACACCGCCAGGAGUUUCGGGAAGACGGCCGCCAUGGUGAGAGAUAACAUUGGGAACCUGAAGUCGGUGCCCGGAGAGCUGUGGCAGAAGUUCCAGCGGCCCUUCGUUGAGGUCUCAGCGGCCGCCGAGAGAACGGGCGCGAAGCUGAAGGAGCUGCAGGCGCCCAAGCCUGCCUCGAACUCCCCGCCAGCGCCCCAUGUGCUCGAGAACGUGUCGAAGAUCCCGGGAGGAAUUCGGAAACGCUUCGAGGACACCAUCACAGGCGCGCAGAACACUUUCAAGGCCAUCGUGGACCUUCCCAAGAACCUCGCGGAAGGCUUCAACAAGACCUCCGCCAACGUCGCGAAGACGGGGGAGGCGCUCCAGGCCUUGCCCGGACGCGUGCAGGCCACGGCGGAAUAUCUGGGCAGCUUGCCCGAGAAGACCGCGAAAAAUGUAGAGAACUUCUCCAAUGGUGUGUCCAACAUGGUCACCACCGUUGUGACCCUGCCAGAGAAGACCGCCAAGACGGUGGAUGCGACAGUGACAGGCAUCAGCCGAACCGCUGAGAACCUUGUCGCCUUGCCAGGCCGUGUUCAGGCGGGCGCCGAGAACGUGGUGGGCGGCAUCUCCUCCACGGUGGAUACUGUCGCCAGUGCCCCGCAGAAGGUGAAGCAGACUGUGGACACCGUUGCGAGUGUGCCCAUGAAGGUCUCCGAGUCUGUGCAGCAGACGGUGGACACCGUUACGAGUGUGCCCAGGAAGGUGUCUGAGUCUGUGGAAUCCGUGGCGAAUUUCCCCGGGCGGGUGGUGCAGACGGUGGACGGCGUUUUCACCACAGGGCGGAACGUCUUUGGCGCUGUGACGGGCGCUGUCUCCUUCCUGGCUGGCGGCGUGUCAGCUGUGGCCUCCGCCGUCGGCUCGCUCGCCUCGGCGCUUCCCAAGCCGAGCAUGCCGAGCAUGCCGGCGCCCGAGCCGAAAGCGGCACCGGAGCCAGCGAAGGAGAAGCCGCCAAGCUCCGUGCAGUUCGAGGCAGAGCUGAGGAAACAGAUCAAGAAGGACAAGGAGGCGGCGAAGUAGAGUCAAAGCCGUCCACGCCUGAGAUGAGGUUUGCGGGACCGAGAGAAGGAACCAGUGUUUCUGCCAUGCGGU